GUUAUGUAAGGAAACAUUUCUCAAAUGUUAAUUUUCAAUUUCCGACAAAUUGUGACUCGUGCGAGGCGGCCACUUUCUGCGAGCGUGUGCCGCAAUGGAAAGCUGCCACAUACACGCUACUAUGGCAGCCAGGCAAACAUCAACAAAGACACAAUCGAUCUGUACCGGCAGCAGUACAUUCGUGACUCGUGGACGAACCUAACGCCAAAGGUUUUGUCCCAUCUGGACCGCAACCUCCAUCUGCAACGUAACCAUCCUCUAUCGAUUGUGCGGGAAAAGAUUGUGAAAUACUUUUACGGUGCUUAUCUAAGUCCACGUGGAAACCCGCUGUUUAGUGUGUACGACAACCUCAGUCCGGUAGUUUGUGUGGAGCAAAACUUUGACCAGCUGCUGAUUCCGCAGGACCAUCCGAGCCGGGCCAAGAGUGACUGUUACUAUGUGAACAAAGAUUAUCUGCUGCGUGCACAUACCACCGCACACCAGGUCGAAUUGAUCCAAGCCGGUUUGGACAAUUUUCUUGUCGUCGGUGACGUGUAUCGUCGUGAUGAAAUCGAUGCAACGCACUACCCGGUGUUUCAUCAGCUAGAUGCCGUCCGUAUCGUGCACCAAGACAAGCUGUUUGAACGCAACCCAGAGCUAAAAAUUCAUGAAACGCACUACAAAACACAUCUGUCGAACGGAAACCCAACGACGGGCAAUGGCAGCCCUUUGACGGACUGCAUCGACCAGCACAAGCAGCCAUGCCAUACGCUCGAAGCGGUGAAGCUUUGUGAGCAUGAGAUGAAAAAGGUUUUGGUAGGGCUCGUCCAGAAGUUGUUCGGCGAAAGCAUCAAGUACCGCUGGGUGGACGCAUAUUUUCCCUUUACGCAGCCUUCAUGGGAGUUGGAAAUAUAUUUCAACGGUAACUGGCUCGAAAUACUCGGUUGUGGCAUUACGCGGAAUGAAAUUCUCGAUCGUGCCGGAGUGCAGAACUCGAUAGCGUAUGCGUUCGGCGUAGGAUUGGAGCGUUUGGCUAUGAUUCUGUUCGACAUACCGGACAUACGACUGUUUUGGAGCAAGGAUAGUGGCUUUCUGAAUCAGUUUCGGGACGAUCGAAUCGUCAAGUAUAAGCCAAUCUCGUCGUAUCCUCAGUGCAGCAACGAUUUAUCGUUUUGGCUACCGGAAGGUAUGUCUGCCGAACAAUUUGCGCUGAACGAUUUCUACGACAUAGUGCGAAGUGUCGGUGGUGACAUUGUUGAACAGGUUACGUUAAUCGACCGCUUUACUCAUCCAAAAACGGGCAAGAGCAGUCUUUGCUUCCGUAUCGUCUAUCGUCACAUGGAGCGAACGUUGACACAGGCGGAGGUGAACGUAGUGCAUGCAAAGAUAGGUUCGGAACUAGUUGAUACUUACCAUGUUAGCAUACGAUAAACAAUGCAAUAUUAAAUCAUUGUGAUCUUCGGAGUGGAGUGCAAAGAUGACGCUGAUUUAGACUUGUGCCUUGAAUUGGUACACUUUUGUUUCGCUUUUCGAUUCGAAAGAAUUCCAUUUCAAAGUGUGGCCCCAAUUUUUCGCAGAUGCGAAUCGGAAGUAUAAAAUGUUUAACUAUUUUUCGAUCAAAGAGAGAUUUUAGACAAAAUUCGAUGCGGAAUGAUAAUAAGCGUAGAAAAAGUUUAGCGAACAACAAGAUGCUGAUUAAAUAUGUCUGUAGGGAUAAUAAACUAAAUAAUAAUAAUAACUAACUUACUAACUUACUAACUUUACUUACUUUCUUGCUUAUAUACGUAACGAACGCGUUUCGACCUACUGCAGGAGUUUCCUGCUUUUGAGCAAGAGCCAUCGUCAGUCAAUUUGAUAA
Anopheles moucheti is the source of this 1837-nucleotide messenger RNA. RefSeq names its product probable phenylalanine--tRNA ligase, mitochondrial (gene PheRS-m). Gene Ontology annotation, cellular component: cytoplasm; mitochondrion. Gene Ontology annotation, biological process: phenylalanyl-tRNA aminoacylation. The transcript is spliced from 2 exons. The record is from RefSeq and is a predicted model, not a curated record. Lineage: Eukaryota; Metazoa; Arthropoda; Insecta; Diptera; Culicidae. Gene Ontology annotation, molecular function: phenylalanine-tRNA ligase activity; tRNA binding; ATP binding. The coding region runs from base 25 to 1410 and encodes 461 amino acids.